UCCGGGGGUGUCCCCUCAGGAACCCCGGGGAACAGGGGUGUCCCCUCACGAACCUCGCGGGAACCGGGGUGUCCCCUCACGAACCUCGCGGGAACCGGGGUGUCCCCUCAUGGCCCCCGCAGGAACAGGGGUGUCCCCUCACGGAUCCCGCAGGAACACCGGUGUCUCCUUCAGGAACCCCGCAGGAACAGGGGUGUCCCCUCACGGAUCCCGCAGGAACCGGGGGUGUCCCCUCACGGAUCCCGCAGGAACCGGGGGUGUCCCCUCACGGAUCCCGCAGGAUCCCUCACGGUCCCCUCACGACCGGCUGGAGUAAAAGUGGCUCCUCACGACCCCCGUAUCAAAGCGGGAACCAGUGGUGUCGCCUCACGACCCCUGCGGGAAGACGGGAGUCGGGAAUGUCGCCUCUCCACCCGCGAUGCAGGGCUGGAGUCAGGGCGUCCCUUCAUGUCCCCUGCGAGAACAAGGGUGUCCCCUCACGGACCCCGCGGCAGGCCGGGCACCGGCGUUGUCCCCUCACGGCAGAAUGGAGUCAGGGUGUCCCCUUAUGACCCGCGCUGCCACUCAGCCGAGGGAACCCGCUCUGUAAUUCCUGUCGCUCGUUGUCCCUCAGCUCUCGGGGCGAUGUGGAGCCCGGCCCCGCUGUGCGCCCUGGGCCGGCGGCGCCCCGGCCCCUCCGCGCCGCUGCAGCCCCUGACCCGCCUGCUCCAGAGGGAAUAUCGGCAGAAAACCCCGACCCGCCUGCUCCAGAGGGAAUAUGAGGCGAAAACCCCUUUCUGCCUGCCCCAGAGGGAAUAUCGGGAGAAAACCCCUUUCUGCUUGCUCCAGAAGGAAUAUGAGGCAAAAACCGCUUUCUGCCUGCUCCAGAGGGAAUAUCGGGAGCUGCCGCUGCCGGGGCAGGGCUGGGGAAGGACACAGCACCUGCCUCCCCGCCGGUUUUUAAGUAAAAAACCCAAAUCCAAGCGCCAUCCCAAAACAUUCCCGGUUCUAGAUGGACAUGUCCCAGCCGUGUACCAACACGUGUUCGAAGAGAAUUUAAGGAACAGCGAGGCUGUGAUUAAAAGGUACUCGGAAUUGCUGGAGAGGGUGAAGAAAGGAGGGGGAGAACACGCCAUCCUGCGGCACACGCAGCGCAACAAGAAGGUGUUCGUGCGGGAGCGCCUGAGGCUGCUGCUGGACGGUGCGGAUUUCCUGGAGCUGUCCCCGCUGGCAGGGCUGGACAUGCCCUACGGGGAUGUCCCUGCUGCCGGCUGCCUCACGGGAAUUGGCAGAAUCUGUGGGGUCUGGUGUGUCUUCAUUGCAAGUGAUGCCACUGUGAAAGGAGGAACCAUCUACCCAAUUGGAGUGAAAAAGCAAUUGAGAGCCCAGGAAAUUGCCAUGGAGAACAGGCUGCUGUCUGUGCACCUGGUGGACAGUGGGGGAGCCUUCCUGCCCCUGCAGUCAGAGCUGUUUCCUGACAAGCUGCAUGGUGGCAGGAUUUUCUACAACGAGGCAAUCAUGUCUGCCAUGGGAAUCCCUCAGGUGGCCGUGGUGUGUGGCUCCUGUGUGGCUGGAGGUGCCUACGUGCCCACCAUGGCUGAGGAAUCCGUGAUCAUUGAUAAAAUUGGGACACUGUUCCUUGCUGGGCCACCCCUGGUGAAAGCUGCCACGGGAGAAGAUGUCUCUCCUGAGGACCUUGGAGGAGCCAGGCUUCACUCACAAGUCAGUGGCUGCAGUGACCAUUUUGCACCCUCAGAAGAGGAGGCCUAUGAGUGCAUUCGUAAUGUUGUCUCUACCUUAAACUGUGAGCCAGUGCCAGAGCAGGACAGGGAGCCUGACAGUCCCUUGUACAGCCCUGAGGAGCUCCUGGGCCUGGCACCACUGGGUUACAGCUGCACUCUUCCUGUCAAACUGGUUCUGAGCCGGCUGGUGGAUGGAAGCAGAUUCCAGGAAUUCAAGGCUACUUAUGGAACAACACUAGUGACAGGAUUUGGCCACGUGGAAGGGCACUUGGUGGGGAUAGUGGCCAACAAUGGGGAGCUGGCUCACGAUGCUGCUCUCAAGGGCAGCCACUUUGUCCAGCUCUGUGGCCAGAGGGGAAUUCCCAUCCUCUUCCUCCAAAACACUGCUCCACAGCCAGCAGGGCCUGCAAGCAUCUCACAGGCAGAGGCUCAUUCCAACAGGCUGAAGGCCCAGGCCUCCAUGAUGGCUGCAGUUGCCUGUGCUGCUGUUCCCAAAAUAACCAUUGUCAUUGGAGGCUGUUUUGGGAGUGACAGCUACAUCAUGUGUGGGAGAUCAUUCAGUCCAAACUUUCUUUUCCUGUGGCCUAAUGCAAGAGUUGGUCUUGUUGAUUCUCAGCAUUUCCCCACAGUUCCACCAGCUGGGGACUGGACAGGAGAGGAACUGGAGCUAAAACAGCUGAAGGCAAAGCUAGAGGAAGAAAGCAGUGCCUUUUACUCCUCUGCCAGGCUCUGGGAUGAUGGGAUCAUUCUACCUCAAGACACCAGGAAGGUGAUUGCCCAGUGCUUGGAGAUCAUGGAACAGAAGAAGUACCAGGCUGUGUCUCCCCGUCCCCAACCCAUCAUCAGGAUGUAACUGCAGCCCCCUCAAACCAGAGCCCUCUACCAGAACUCUGAGUAUUAACAUUUUCUAAUUCUUUGAUACCAUUAAUAAAAGUGUUGAACAAUUGAAGACAAACAAGAAUCCCAGAUUUUAAAUCUGCUGGCAG
Messenger RNA from Vidua chalybeata, 2707 nucleotides. RefSeq names its product biotin-dependent 3-methylcrotonyl-coenzyme A carboxylase beta1 subunit-like. The transcript is spliced from 12 exons. Gene Ontology annotation, molecular function: methylcrotonoyl-CoA carboxylase activity. The coding region runs from base 448 to 2574 and encodes 708 amino acids. NCBI's taxonomy places the organism in Eukaryota, Metazoa, Chordata, Aves, Passeriformes, Viduidae. Gene Ontology annotation, biological process: L-leucine catabolic process. Gene Ontology annotation, cellular component: mitochondrion; methylcrotonoyl-CoA carboxylase complex. The record is from RefSeq and is a predicted model, not a curated record.